AUGGCAAUAUCAUUGAAAAAUAUUAAGUCCUUAGUUAAAAAGAAACAACAGUAGAAUCAAAUAGUGGAAGAAGUUAAAUAAGAAGAAUUAAAAACUACACUCAAUUAACAAGAGAUUAUUUAACCAUUUUUAGAUUCAUUUUCUAUAAAUGCUGUAAAAUAGUUUGAUAUAGAAGAUUUUAAAGUUAAAGGAACAGAUUAAGCUUACUAUAUUAAGAACUAUAUAAGUAUAGAGAGUGAGUAGCAUUUGCUAAAUUGCAUUACUAAAUUGGAUCAAGAUAGGUGGUUUGAGAUGAAAUCAGGCAGAGCUUUAAAAAGAUAUGGAGGUGAGGUUGGAUCAAAUGGUUUAUUAAAUUAAGAAUCUCUCCCAUCUUAUUUUGAAAUAAUAGCUUAAAAUUUAAGUGACUCAGGAAUUUUUCCAGAAUACAAACCAAAUCAUGUGCUUUUAAAUAAAUAUAGACCAGGAGAUGGUAUCUUUGCUCACAAAGAUGGGCCUUCUUAUUUCCCUUUCGUUUGCAUUUUGAGUCUCAAUAGUGGGAUUAUCUUGUAUGUAAAGGAGACACUUGAGGGUCUUAAUGAGAGGAAAAAUUAUAGAGCUAGAUUCUAUCUUGAGCCUAGGUCAUUGUUUAUUUUCACUUAAACGCAUUAUGAUACUCAUUUCCACGGUAUUGAUGAAGAUUUAGAAGAUGUGGUUUCAAUAAAAAAUGACAAUGAUUUUAAAGUUGAUAAUUUGGAGAUGACUGAUAUUUUGUAAACAUAUUAAGCUGGUGAGGAUGGACUUAUUCAUAUCCCAAGAGUUGAAGAAAGAUUAUCAUUAACUAUUAGGUAUGUCCCAUCAUUGUAAGAAUGA
Molecule: messenger RNA, 849 nt
Organism: Stylonychia lemnae
Lineage: Eukaryota; Ciliophora; Spirotrichea; Sporadotrichida; Oxytrichidae
Source: the annotation of a GenBank genome assembly